AAUACGAGCUUAACGAGAAGGCUAGCGUACCCAGAUUCAAGGGCUGCUUAUCAUCCGUUACCCAUGGCCGUAUCAGUCAUUGUUGAAUGUGAUCUUGUGCAUGAAGGAAAGCAGUUGUUUGGCGUUCUGUUUGCACUGACAAGGCUACCAAUCGUAUGGACCAGCACCCACAAGUUGGACAUUCUGUUCGAUGACUAUCCUUUCCCGCUCGAUGACAUUGAUCUUGAACAGCGCACGCGACAUGCAUACCGACUCGCAUCGCGAUGGCUCGUUGCUCUUCUCUAUCACGAAAAAGGAGACGACAUUCAUCGGAUCGCCCGUAUCAGAGAUCAAAUUCGUCUCGGGACGCCAGCACAAGUGGCUUCUGACUGUUUCGAAGCUGAUUGGGUCAGUUCUGACAGUCUGGGAUAUCACGGGCACGCAAAUGUGCUCGGAAUGGUCGCCAAAAGGGGCUACAUUCACAGGAGUGAAGCUGAACGAUGAUCCAGACUCUGAAGCCAGUGUGGUAGUGUCAUUAUCACAGAAAACCGUCCUCCUGCACUUGGACGACACUGGAACGCAACAGGAAAUCAGCUCUAUCGAUGUUGACCUCCGGCCCGUCAACCUUACGGGGGACGUGCCAGUUCUUGCAGAUGACACGUCCUUCACGCCCAUCCACAACUGGAAGACCGGCGAGCAAACGUACCUUGACACGCCGCUUGACCAUUGCAUAUCCAAAUCGUGCUCACCCCGCCCACUCCUCGUAGUGCGCGUCCGAUCCAUCACUUUCUACCCCUUCCCGUCUUCCACUCCUCUCUCCUCACACUCCUUUCACUGCGUCGACGGCGCCAGUGCAACCACUACCUCCAUUCUCAUCUGUUCUGGGAAAAGCUCUUCCGCUUCCAGAAUCACUCAUUUGCCAUGAAGGACGUAAAUAAUUCGAUCGAUUUGAGGAGGGGAUACUAUGUUAUAGACUCAGGAUAUAGCAUUGACAACGCAACAGCGAUGAUGUGCAAAUCAGCGAAACAAUCGCGUACGGUAGACUGGCGACCGUGGCGCGUCUCUCCAGUGGACCUUUGAUGGUCACUCUUUUUUGAAAAGGUC
Messenger RNA from Guyanagaster necrorhizus, 1083 nucleotides. RefSeq lists its product as uncharacterized. The record is from RefSeq and is a predicted model, not a curated record. Lineage: Eukaryota; Fungi; Basidiomycota; Agaricomycetes; Agaricales; Physalacriaceae. The coding region runs from base 191 to 904 and encodes 237 amino acids. The transcript is spliced from 2 exons.